Paramuricea clavata is the source of this 1071-nucleotide messenger RNA. The record is from the annotation of a GenBank genome assembly. NCBI's taxonomy places the organism in Eukaryota, Metazoa, Cnidaria, Anthozoa, Malacalcyonacea, Plexauridae.
AUGCUCUUCAGUGUAAGUAAACAUGCACAUAAGCAACACUUUUCUCUACACUGUCUUCACAGUUGUGUGAGUGAAGAGGUACUGGAGAAGCAUAAGGAAACAUGUCUGGAGGUAAAUGGAACUCAGGCUGUAAUACUUCCCAAGGAAGGAACAAAAAUAAAGUUCAAAAAUCAUAGAAACUCAAUGCCUGUGCCGUUUGUGAUAUAUGCUGAUUUUGAGUCCAUACUGGUGCCUGAGGAGAGAAAAGAGAAGUCAGAAAACCCUGAGGAUGAAAGUAGUACGGACCUUUACCAGACACACAAGGCUUGUAGUUUUGGUUUGAAAACAGUCUGCCACUAUGAUGAUAAGUACUCCGGUGAGUAUAAGAGUUACGUUGGAGAGGAUGCUGCGCUGGUCUUCCUAAAGACGGUAGUAAAAGAGUCCUUCAGAUGUAGGGAAAUGACUGACAAAAUAUUCAGGAAGAAAAUGGUAAUUACACCCAAAGAGGAAGCAGAAUUCCUGGUUACAAGAAACUGCCACAUAUGUGGUAACGAUCUAUGUGAGGACCGUGUCAGAGACCAUGACCAUGUAACAGGUAAGUACCGCGGAGCUGCUCACAAUAUAUGUAAUCUGAAAUACAGAAUUACAUGGAAAGUACCUGUGGUUUUCCACAACCUGAGAGGUUAUGAUAGUCAUCUGAUUAUGCAGGAAAUUGGUAAGUUCAAGAUGGAUGUUAAUGUGAUCCCAAAUAAUAUGGAAAAAUACAUCUCAUUCUCUCUGGGUAAGAAUCUGGUCUUCAUAGACUCUAUACAGUUCAUGACUUCUUCACUGGAAGCACUGGUAAGUAACCUUUCACCCGAAGACUUCAGGAUAGUAGGUAAAAGGUGGAAGGGUGAGGACUUCAAUCUAGUGACACAAAAAGGAGUGUUCCCAUAUGAGUUCCUAGAUGAUAUUAGCAAACUCAAUACAGAAGGUCUUCCGAGCAAGGAUCAGUUCUACUCGUCACUGUAUGAGUCAGAGGUGAAGGAGGAAGAUUACGAGAAAGCUCAGAAAGUAUGGGAUCACUUCAAGAUGAAAACCAUGAGAGAUUAA